AUGCCUGUGGAGAAUUUAGAAGAAGAAGGGUUGCCCAAAAACCCUAAUUUGGAGCUUGCUCAGCUCAAAUUUCGACUUGGAACAGAAUUUUAUAAAAAUGACGAAGCUUCUCGAUCGAAACUUUUGGAGGCAAUCAAAGCUGACAAUAUGGCUCCAUUUUAUGAAGAAGUAUGCAGAGACCUUUCCUGGAAAGUUGACGAGAAAUUGCAGCAAACAAUGAAAGCAGCUAAUGAAGAAAAGCUAAAGCAACUAGAUGAAGCCAUUGAGGAUGCUGAGAAGAACCUAGGCGAGACCGAAAUAAGAGAUUCCCUCCUGUCAAAGGCUGAAUACUUGUGCAGAAUUGGAGACAAGGCAGCUGCCCUUUCACAGUUCCGGAAAACAUAUGACAAAACAGUAGCUUUGGGCUACCGACUUGACCUUGUGUUUCAGCUGAUCCGUUUGGGUUUGUUCUACAUGGAUCAUGAUCUUAUCAACAAAAAUCUAGAAAAGGCACAGACAUUGAUAGAUGAAGGGGGUGACUGGGAUCGGCGCAACCGGCUGAAGGUGUACAAAGGUGUUUACUGCAUGUCUAUUCGUCAGUUCAAGGAAGCUGCUGCUCUCUUCUUGGACACCAUUGCCACUUUCACUUCCUAUGAACUGAUGACCUAUCCAACAUUUGUUACAUACACUGUACUUUGCAGUGUUAUUGCACUGGAACGUCCUCAGCUGCGAGAAAAGGUGGUGAAAGGUUCUGAAAUUCUGGAGGUACUUCAUGGGCUGCCAAAAAUCCGACGCUACCUGUUUUCCCUGUAUGACUGCCAUUACAGAGAUUUCUUCCAAGCACUUGCUGACGUUGAAGAGAUAAUGAAAAACGAUCGACUGCUUGCGGCACACUGCCGGUAUUAUGUGCGGGAGAUGCGCAUCAUGGCCUAUGCCCAACUGCUGGAGUCCUAUCGCAGUCUCACACUGGAUUACAUGGCUGAUUCAUUUGGUGUCACUGUCGACUUCAUCGAUCAGGAGCUGGCCCGAUUCAUAGCUGCUGGGCGUCUUCAUUGCAAGAUAGACAAAGUUGGCGGCAUUGUGGAAACAAACAGGCCAGACAGCAAGAACUGGCAGUAUCAGUCCACCAUCAAACAUGGAGACAUCUUGCUAAACAGAAUACAAAAACUGAGUCGAGUUAUCAACAUUUAGUUUCUCUUAAUGGUUUUUUAUGUUCAGAAUUAUGUUUGUAUGGUGAGCAGGACUUCUGUGUCAGACUUUUAGACUUUGUGAAUAUGUUGACUGUAAAAGUAUAUGGACACAGUUACAUCACAUAGGUCAAGUAUAAUUUAAUUGUAGCUGUAAACAGCUCAUUUGUGCUUCAUAUGUUGUCAGGAAAAUAUGGACAUUCUUGUGCAAAUAAACUUCAUCGUGCAGUAAAGCAAGUUUUUGAAAA
Messenger RNA from Pomacea canaliculata, 1414 nucleotides. Its product is annotated as 26S proteasome non-ATPase regulatory subunit 6-like. Gene Ontology annotation, biological process: proteasome-mediated ubiquitin-dependent protein catabolic process. Bases 1 to 1170 code for a protein of 389 amino acids. The record is from RefSeq and is a predicted model, not a curated record. Lineage: Eukaryota; Metazoa; Mollusca; Gastropoda; Architaenioglossa; Ampullariidae. Gene Ontology annotation, molecular function: protein binding. The transcript is spliced from 8 exons. Gene Ontology annotation, cellular component: proteasome regulatory particle.